ACCAUACCAAAGUAGUAGAAGGGUUGAAGGAAACGGGUUAGCGACAGAGGUAGAGAGACUUAGAGAUGGAGGUUGAAGGAUCAUCGAAGAAGAUGAUAGCGACGCAAGAAGAGAUGGUUCAAGCUAGGGUUCCUCUUGCCUACAGAGACCAAUGUGCCAACCUCCUCACACCUCUCAACAAAUGCAGGGUUGCAGAGUUCUACCUCCCAUGGAAGUGCGAGAACGAGCGUCACACCUACGAGAAAUGCGAGCACGAGCUCGUUAUGGAAAGGAUGUUGAAGAUGCAGAAAAUCAGGGAAGAACAGGAGAAAUUGAAGCAGCAGCAGAAGCAAGGGAUUCCACUGAUUCCCAACGUUGCCAAUGCCUGACCGGGUCGCAUCAGGUGACAUCUGAGCUGAUGAGGUGUUAAUCAUAUACACUCUCUUCUGUUGAGGAUUGUCCUUCUGGAGGCAUAUGGUGGGGGUGCACUAGUAUUGUCUAUAUGGGAGGAGAGGAGUUUGAUGCCGUUUCAGGAGGUCCAAAGGUCUGUUGACAGAGUUUAUGGAGCACCACUGUUUUUUGGCUCAUUGGCUUUCAGAGGUUGACUUCUUUGGGGCAUCUCUAUAAAUAGCCUAAUCUGGGACUUGCUAAUUUUCCACUUUAUUUUUCACACCUUGUGAUGCUGUGGUGACUUCCCUUGAUUAUGAAUCCAAGACCAGGCACUACUGGGGUCGUCCAGGCCUAAACUGGAUAUUUUCUGUUUUGAUUCUUGGAGCUUGCUGUUUUUGCCAAUUCAGUUUGGACUAAGUUCUGGCCAUUAUUGAAGCACUUUUGACAAUGAUUUUCUUGGGCCUUCAGUUUUUGUUUUGUGGAAAGGUGACUCUGGGCUGGUCAUUGGUUGGACGUGUAACUGGUGAUUGUCCUUCUAUGCUUUAAAUAAGGAUGUAUUAAGGAAGCAAGGAUGUUGAAUUGCUGAUC
Messenger RNA from Telopea speciosissima, 957 nucleotides. RefSeq names its product NADH dehydrogenase [ubiquinone] 1 beta subcomplex subunit 7-like. Lineage: Eukaryota; Viridiplantae; Streptophyta; Magnoliopsida; Proteales; Proteaceae. The transcript has 2 exons. Bases 66 to 368 code for a protein of 100 amino acids. The record is from RefSeq and is a predicted model, not a curated record. Gene Ontology annotation, cellular component: mitochondrion.